AUGCAAAAAUACGAGGAGGAGCUCGCCAGAACAAAGCAGUCCCUGGAGGAGACGAGGACCGAUCUGGAAGAGACCGUGGGGGUGGCCGAACUUCUCUAUGAAGCAAAUCGGAAGCUCGGAACUGUGAUAGAGUACCUGUUGAAACAGCAGGGACGCUUGAACGAUCAAGACUGCAAUUCAUUUGAAGCAAUAUUCAACCUUCUUCUCAAGCAACCCGAGUCUCAUGAUGAACAUGCUGUCCACGGGAGCAGCGAGAGUGAGAAACAAUGCGAAAAUGGGCAUCUAGAUGGUGCCAUUGACUUGAGCUAG
Messenger RNA from Penicillium bovifimosum, 309 nucleotides. RefSeq lists its product as uncharacterized. Lineage: Eukaryota; Fungi; Ascomycota; Eurotiomycetes; Eurotiales; Aspergillaceae. Bases 1 to 309 code for a protein of 102 amino acids. The record is from RefSeq and is a predicted model, not a curated record. The transcript has a single exon.